UAGAUAGAUAGAUACACACUCCUCACGUCACUCCCACUUGUUCCACAAACAAACACACCACAUUACACAUUCCCACAUUCUAACCAUUACAUAAUCUUCACCCUAAACUCAUCUCUCUGUUUCUCAACAGAACCAGAGAAUGCAGCACUUCACCCUCGUUACGAUCUUUCUCGUACUUUCCCUCACCCAUCUCACUCCCUCUGAUGGAGGUUCCAUAGGAAUAAACUACGGUCGCAUAGCCAACAACCUCCCCUCCGCCAUGAAAGUAGUCCAUCUCCUCAAAUCACAAGGUCUGGACCGUGUCAAAGUCUACGACACCGACCCUUCAGUUCUCCGAGCAUUAUCCGGAUCCAAAAUCAAAGUAACCGUUGAUCUCCCAAACCAACAACUCUUCGCAGCCGCAAAAGCACCUUCCUUUGCUCUGUCAUGGGUCGAACGAAACGUCGUAGCUUACUACCCUCACACCCAAAUCGAAGCCAUUGCAGUUGGUAACGAAGUCUUCGUGGAUCCCAGCAACACCACAAAGUUCCUCGUACCCGCCAUGAAAAACAUCUACAGAGCACUCCAAAAACAUAACCUCCACUCCGACAUUAAAGUUUCCUCCCCCAUCGCACUUUCCGCACUUGGUAACUCUUACCCUUCCUCAUCAGGGUCAUUCCGACCCGAGUUAAUCCAACCCGUUUUUAAACCCAUGCUAGAUUUUAUCCGCGAAACCGGUUCUUACCUUAUGGUAAACGUUUACCCUUUUUUCGCUUACGAGUCAAACGCUGACGUCAUCUCUUUAGAUUAUGCUCUAUUUAGACAAAACCCGGGUCAGGUGGAUCCGGGUAACGGGUUAAGAUAUACAAACCUCUUCGACGCUCAAAUCGACGCCGUUUUCGCUGCACUCAAUAGUUUGAAAUACGACGAUGUGAACAUUGUCGUUUCAGAGACAGGCUGGCCUUCGAAAGGUGAUGGCAAUGAGGUGGGUGCGAGUGUAGAGAAUGCAGCUGCUUACAACGGGAAUCUCGUCCGUAAGAUCUUGACUGGAAGUGGGACCCCUUUGAGACCUAAAGCAGAUCUAACCGUUUAUUUAUUCGCACUUUUCAAUGAAAAUCAGAAACCUGGCCCCACUUCUGAGAGAAAUUUCGGUUUGUUUUACCCUAAUGAAAAGAAGGUUUACGACGUUCCAUUAACCGUGGAGGCGCUUAAAAAUUACCACGACAAUCCGUCACCGGUUGCCGGUGGUGCAAACCAGCCUACUCCGUCGGAGGGAGGUGGUAAUGGCGGUGUUUCGAAGAGUACUACCGGGAACACGUGGUGCGUUGCGAAUCCUUACGCGGAUAAAAAUAAGCUACAAGCUGCUUUAGAUUUUGCUUGUGGUGAAGGAGGUGCUGAUUGCCGUUCGAUUCAGCCGAACUCCACGUGUUACAAUCCUAACACAUUGGUUUCGCACGCUUCGUUUGCGUUUAACAGUUAUUAUCAAAAACAAGCACGUGCUGGCGGGAGUUGCUAUUUCGGUGGUACGUCGUACGUGGUCACGCAAGAGCCUAAAUAUGGUGACUGUGAAUAUCCCACUGGAUAUUAAAAGCUGAUUUUGCACUGUGUUGAAGGGUGAAGAUGAAGAGAUUUGGUUGAUGAUUAGUUAAAAUAAUGUUUAGUAGUACUUGACUUGUCAUUAAGUUGGUGGGAGUUGGUUAGCUAAAUUUACUUUUAGAGACUUUAAUUAAAUUGUAUCUAAGUUUUUAUUAUUUUGGAGUAGUAGUUCAUUUUCAUUUGCUUAGACUAGAAGUAGUAAUCAGUUUUCAUUUUGCUAAUACAUUCUAGUUUCUUUAA
Lathyrus oleraceus (garden pea) is the source of this 1815-nucleotide messenger RNA. Its product is annotated as glucan endo-1,3-beta-glucosidase. The coding region runs from base 140 to 1567 and encodes 475 amino acids. NCBI's taxonomy places the organism in Eukaryota, Viridiplantae, Streptophyta, Magnoliopsida, Fabales, Fabaceae. Gene Ontology annotation, biological process: carbohydrate metabolic process. The transcript is spliced from 2 exons. The record is from RefSeq and is a predicted model, not a curated record. Gene Ontology annotation, molecular function: hydrolase activity, hydrolyzing O-glycosyl compounds.